UUCCCCUUCCUCCUCCUCCUCUUCCUGGGCUGCUUCUUCAGAGGCCUCGGUGAGGGAGAGAUUCCUCCCUCGGAAGCCUUUCAUGGUUUUGCCUGUUCCCAUUGCCCUCGGAAAGCCCUCAUGGGGAGCUGUGUAGGCCUUCGAAACGCUUUGGACUACAACUCCCAGAAUCCCAAGCUAUUCGCUAAGCUGUCCGAGGCUUCUGGGAGUUGAAGUCCUAAAGUGCUGAGGGCCCUAAGCUUGAGAAGACAUUCAUACACAUGCUUGGAUUGUGUGCCUUUUCUCUCCUAGGACUAUAUAAAAUCCAUAUUAGACUGGAUUAUAUGGCAGUGUGGCCUCAGAAAACCCACUUCAAAGCAGACAUUGUGGAUUAUCUGCCUUGAUAUUCCAGGUUAUAUGGCAGUGUGGAAGGGCCCUGAGUCCACACUGCCAUAUAAUCCAGUUUAAUGUGGGUUUUAUACAGUCCUAAAAUCCAGAAAAGGGAGAAGUCUGGAAAAGCCUCAUCUUCACGGCCGUACUCGCAGGAACACCUCAGCAAGCGAGAGUCCAAAAGUGGCAGGCUAAAACCCGGAACCUAUUCAAACAAUGUAGUCCAGUAAAGAUUGUCAGACGUUUUUGCAUAUCACGUAUCCCCAGAAAGUCCUUUCCAACCAAACCGAAGACGACUUUGAAGAAGAUGAGAGCAAACAGACGUAUAUCAUCACGAUCAAUAAGAAGCCGUACACGGUUCACCUGAUGCAACAAAUGUUUUUGCCCAACGACUUCAUGGUUUACACCUACAACAGAGGGGGCUUUGUACACCCCAGUCUCCCACAUAUUCAGAGAGAAUGCUUCUAUCGAGGGCACAUCGAAGGCAUCCCCAACUCAGUUGUUAUACUCAGCACCUGUUCUGGGCUCAGAGGAUUGCUGCAGUUUGAAAAUGUCAGCUAUGGAAUAGAGCACUUGCAGUCCUCCAGUACCUUUGAACACCUAAUUUAUCAACUGAGCAACAAAAACCUCAACAGCCCGCUUUGGACAGAAAGCUUCUCUCCUUUGGAGGGACCAGUAGGGGAUGGCGGUGUGUCUUAUAAGCUACUUUCCGAUACUAAACCACUAUCAGAAGUCACCAAAACGUUCAGAUAUAUAGAACUGUAUGCUGUUCUGGACAAGCAUUUGUAUAACUAUAUGGGUGGAAAUCGUGAUGAUGUCACACAGAACAUGGCACAGCUUAUUGGUUUUGUCAAUGGUAUAUUUUCCGAGAUCAACAUAACAAUCGUUCUCUCUUCACUGGAAUUCUGGACGGACCAUAAUAAAAUCAACACGUCCGGAGAGCCUGAUGAGUUGCUACGGAGGUUCUUACAGUGGAAGAAUUCAUAUCUCGUCCUGCGGCCUCACGAUCUGGCGUUUCUGUUUGUUUACAGGGAGAAGCCUAAUUAUGUCGGAGCGACAUUCACAGGAAAGCUGUGCCUCCGGAAUUACGACGCAGGGGUUGCUCUGUAUCAAAAGUCAAUUACGAUGGAGACGUUUUCGGUCAUCCUGGCACAACUGCUGGGCCUCAACUUGGGGAUGGAAUAUGACGACGGGAAAAAAUGUCGGUGUCCAGGAGUCAUCUGUAUUAUGAACACAGGAGCAGUGCAUUCCAACGGCGUCAGAACCUUUAGCAGCUGCAGCAUUGAAGACUUCCAAAACUUCAUCAAGUUCAAAGGAGCCCCUUGCCUUUCAAACAGGCCCAAUUUGCAAUUGUACUACAAAAGGGAAAAUGAAAAAGGCAUUUCCGUUUGUGGAAAUGGGAUUCUGGAACACGGAGAGAAGUGUGAUUGUGGUUCGCCUGAGGCCUGUAAGUACAGUAAGUGUUGUACCAGCUCAUGCACCUUUCAGCGGGGAGCUGUGUGCAGUAGUGAAUUAUGCUGCGAAGACUGUAAGUUUAAGCCAAGAAAUGCAAUAUGUAGGCUAGCGAACGACAAAUGCGACUUCCCUGAGUACUGCAAUGGGAGCUCGGCGUCUUGUCCGACUGACGUUUACGUCCAGAAUGGUUACAAGUGUGGCUCUGACACGGGGUUCUGUUUUGGUGGAAUGUGUCAGUCGGCAGAUAUUCACUGCCAGGAUAUCUUCGGUAAAAGCUCAAGAAAUGCUCCAGCUGCAUGCUACGAAGAGAUCAACAGCCAGGCAGAUAGAUUUGGACAUUGUGGGACGGAUCCCAAAAUGGGAUUUAAGGCUUGCACUCCUCCGGAUAUCCGAUGUGGGAAGUUGAUUUGCGUAUAUCCAUACACGGUUCCCUUCACUAAACUGAAAGUCCCGGUCCUGUACACUCCAGUAAAAGAUACCAUCUGUAUAUCUUUGGACCUUCAACAGCCGGAUGGCUCUCCAGACCCGAUGCUGGUGAGAGAAGGCACAAAAUGCGGAGCUGACAAGGUUUGCAUCAAACAAGUAUGCGAAAAAGCCAGCAUCCUGAAAUACGAUUGUGAUCCUAUUAGAAAAUGCUCCGGACACGGUCUGUGCAACAACAAAAAGAACUGCCACUGCGAUCGAGGAUGGUCCCCCCCAAAUUGCAAAACUAAAGGAAGUCCCAUGGGAGGAAGCGUGGACAGCGGGCUUCGCAUUUUGUCACCUGAGCUUUCGGAAAGGGCCGCCGAAGACAACAUGCGGACUUGGGUGCUGCUGAGCAUCUUUCUUUUUCUGCCCGUCAUCAUUUUGUUGGCCAUUUUGCUUAUCAAGUGGAAGCGAAUCAGCGACUACUGCACAGAAUUUGAUGGCUCAGAGGGUGAAACCGAAUCUUAUUCGAGAUCCGACAUAUCAAGUGUGUCUGGCAAAUUAAGCACUCAGACGGAUCAAUUGUGACCCAAACUGGACUCGGCUCCUGCUGUGCAGGGAAGAGAAGGAGGCAGCCAAGACCACGCCAUGCGUCUGCAGUGCCCUAUUUCUUGUCGAUACUUAAUAAAGGAUUGUUUGCAUAGAAA
Anolis carolinensis (green anole) is the source of this 2936-nucleotide messenger RNA. RefSeq names its product ADAM metallopeptidase domain 2 (gene adam2). NCBI's taxonomy places the organism in Eukaryota, Metazoa, Chordata, Lepidosauria, Squamata, Anolidae. Bases 736 to 2817 code for a protein of 693 amino acids. The transcript has 21 exons. Gene Ontology annotation, cellular component: plasma membrane. The record is from RefSeq and is a predicted model, not a curated record. Gene Ontology annotation, molecular function: metalloendopeptidase activity. Gene Ontology annotation, biological process: proteolysis; binding of sperm to zona pellucida; cell adhesion.